This is a messenger RNA of Coturnix japonica (Japanese quail), 1471 nucleotides long. It is a transcript of the gene DYNLT5, whose product is annotated as dynein light chain Tctex-type family member 5. Gene Ontology annotation, biological process: microtubule-based movement. The record is from RefSeq and is a predicted model, not a curated record. Gene Ontology annotation, cellular component: cytoplasm; cytoplasmic dynein complex. Gene Ontology annotation, molecular function: dynein intermediate chain binding. Lineage: Eukaryota; Metazoa; Chordata; Aves; Galliformes; Phasianidae.
UCUGGGCGGCGCUGCCCCCCGCGUCCCCUCCGCGUCCUGCCGGGAUGCGGCGCGGUGCGGGCGGAUCUCCGCUCUGCUCCCGUCGGCCCAGCGCCUCCCGGGCCGAGCAGCGCGGCGGGGCCGGCAGCCAUCCCGCUGCGGGGAGGGGCCGGCGGGGUGGGGAGGGCGCGGGAGGCGUCGCGGCUCACUGUCCCCUCCCUCCAGGUCCCCCCAAGCGGUUCCCGGUGGCGGCGGUGGACGCCAUCCUGCAGGCCGUGCUGGAGGGCUGCCUGCGGGAGCAGCGCUACGAGCCGGGGCUGUGCCGGGAGAUGGCCGCGACCGUCAGCGAGGUGAUCAAAGCUCGGGUGAAGGAGCUGGUGCUGCCGAGGUACAAGAUCGUUGUGGUGACACACAUUGGGCAGCUGAACGGGCAGGGCAUGCAGAUCGGCAGCAGGUGCCUGUGGGAUCCUGCCACGGAUACCUUUUCAUCCUAUGUCUUCAAAAACUCCUCGCUGUUCGCUCUUGCAAUUGUCUACGCUGUCUAUUUCGAAUAGCAAAGUCGCUGCUUCUAGCAGCAGGAGAGCUGGAUUUCAGUCCAGGUGCUCCUGAUGCUGAGAGCAGCAGUGAAGGACCAAGGCAACAUUCACCUGCUUAGAAGCGUGGCUCCCCUGAGCCAUCACUGCGUUCUGCAGGGCUUUCCCUGGUUAGUGAUUCUAUGUAGGAUGCCAUUUUGCACCUUUAGCUGCUUUCAGCACCAGGUGUCCGUCUCACACUUUGUCUCCUUGAAUUUCCUGUGAGCUUGUGAUCCUUCAAGAAACCACGGGGUGAUCUUUUAUAAUGCAAAACAAAUGCAUUUGGAACCAACACACACGAUGAUGGGGCAGCUCAGCCCUGGCCCGUGCAACCACUGCCCUGCUCACACAGGGUCCCAUCGUGUGGCCAUGCAGGAGAUGGCUGAACUGUCCCAUCAUUUUCCAGAUCGAGCAGUAAAUGGAUCUUACAUGGAUCAUGUUUGGAGUAUCUCCAUCCCACACGUCUGGCCCCUUUUAUGCCCUGUCCACUGGGCAGAACAUCAGGUACAUGGGCAAUAAAUCAUGGCUCCUCCUGCAUGUUUUGAGGGUGGCCGGGGCUCACUGUGCUGCCUGCUGCAGCGCUCCCAUGCUGAGCUGCCCUGCAGAGCACCGUGUGCUCAGUGCUGUUCUCACUGCAGUACCUGAAGAUGCUGGUUGUUACCCCCAUCUCAAGGUGAUACCCAGCCCCAAAAGCUGCUCUUGGAUUUUUUGUAGCUUGCUGUGUUACAGCUCCUUAUGUGCAAAGACAGCAGUUAGAUGGGAGGAGAUGGUUUGUGUUUGCUUCAAAAAUUUCAGUGCUAAAACACUGUAAUACUUUGUAGAACCCCAACAAACCCACCUGAGCUGUCGCUGCAGCUCCUAACGCUCAGCCUUUGCCCCUCCGCGUACUCGAAAGAAUAAAGGUACAACUAAAGAACACA